ACGUUGAUAUUUGUAGACGUGGGAAAAAUAUAUAUAAUUCUUGAUUAUAUUAUCUUUCAUAACACAGCUUUCGAUACACGAUUCAUAACACUUCGCUCGAUACAAUUUAUUCCCAAAGUAACCUCCAAUUCGAAUUUAUACUCCAACUUUACUUGUUUCUUUACUAUGUGACACUAUGAAACAAAAAAAGGAGAAAAAUCAAUCAUAACUAUAACAAUAAUUUGACAGCUUUAGAAAAACGAUAAUUAGAGGCAAUAUUUUUAAAAUAAAUAAACAUCAACUAAUUCUAUCGUAACAAAAUAUUGACUUCGGCCUGCAUGCUCUAUCUCCGUCCGUCUUUCGAAAUGAGACAGUGAUGGCUGAGCGCUCGUGCCAGACGGACCUGUACUACGUGUCCCCAAAACAAAUAUAAGAUUUAGUUAUAAAAACUGUUCUGUGUUGUGUGUCCUAGCACCUAGCUAGCUAGCUAGUUGUGGCUAGUGUGUGUUGUGUGUAUACCGUGUGCACCAAAACCUAUAAUGGGUAACAAGCAACUCAUUAAAAAGAAGACAUCUCGAAAAAGACAACUCAGAAGAUUCCAACAAACAAUGGAACAAACGAAAAGAAGAAAAUUGGAUAAUUUCACAGCCGAAGAUGAUACUAUAUCUUUAGACUACAUCGAACUGCAAAAUAUGGAAAUGGAAUCUCCGAUUUCAUCAAAGUUGAAAGUCAGUCAAAAUAACGAUGAGGCGACCAGCUCAAACAUUUUGAACCCACGCAUUGCACAGGUGGAUGACACUUAUCGGGUUCCUAGUCUAUUAGAGGAAGAAGAUACCCAUGAGUUACAAAUAUCGUUCGAUUUGGAAGAAGAGCUUCCUGACAAAACCGUCGGUCGAAGAAUUGUUGCAAUUAGUAAUUUUUUUACAAAAUUACAAUCGAUUUGCAAUCAUGGACCCUUAGGAUGCGGUAUUCAAGAAAUGCAGUUGGUUGGAGAAGUAAAACAUGGGCAUAAUUGAACUUGGCUCUCAUUUCACAUUUAUGUUUUUGUUGGGAAAUCAUUACUUUUGUACAAAAAGUAAGAAAUUACUAGUGUUAAUCAUAAAAGCAGUUGUGCUGAAAACGAGACCCUCGCUAACGCGCGGUCAACUGUCAAAAAAUUUCAGUUUUCAAUAUUUUCUUUUUUUAUACGCCUUUUAGUCUACCUUCAUGCCAAAUAUCAAGUUUCUAGGUUAUCUAAAAGUGGGUUAGGUUUUUGGUAAGUCUUAGGUACUUAAUUAAUCGAAUAAUUAUGAAUAUAUGAUUUUUUACAUCAAAUUAUCAAUAAUUUUCAGUUUUCAGAUUUUUUCCUCUAUACGAGUAUACUCCUAAUGGUCUACCUGCCAAAUAUCAAGAAGGUUAGGUUUUUGAUCCAUAAGUCUAAAUUAAUAGGGAUGAUGACACAUGUUGAAUUUUACAACAAAAUCUAGUAAAAUACAUAGCAAAUGAGCAAUUUAUCACAAUAUUGUGGAUAUUAAAAAAAUAUAUGGAAAUAAUACAAAAGUACAACGCCUGAAAGUUUCAACAUUAAAGUUCUUUUCAACUUCCAAAAACUACAAAAAUAAGGAUACCAUUCGAUUCCUCACAUUUUAUCCAAUAAAAAAUUGUAUGGAAACUAUAUACAUAAACGCAAUAUUUCACAGACAAAAUCGCAAUUUUCUUGUUUUGUUCAUACUUCAAGAUGGACUCUCUGUGACCUUGACGUUUUGUUCGGGGCGUUUCGCGAGUGAAGUACGACUGUCGGACUUUGACUAUCAUUUCUAACUUUUGUAUUCCUUUAAUGCAAUGGAUACCAUAUAGACUUUUGAUCCUAAAGACAUACCUGAUCGAUUGAUACCAUAAAUGAAAAUUAGUCAUCUAGCCUAUUAUCGAUAUAUGUGUUUUUCUUCAUCAAAUUAUCAAUAAUUUUCAGUUUUUAGAUUGUUCCCUUUAUAAACUCCUAAUAGUCUACCUAGGUG
This is a messenger RNA of Cydia fagiglandana, 1973 nucleotides long. RefSeq lists its product as uncharacterized. The record is from RefSeq and is a predicted model, not a curated record. The transcript has 5 exons. The coding region runs from base 519 to 995 and encodes 158 amino acids. Lineage: Eukaryota; Metazoa; Arthropoda; Insecta; Lepidoptera; Tortricidae.